UUACCAUAUACCCCUCACCUGAGUUACAUCUCGCUCUCUAAAUCCUGCAUAAAAUUCCCCUUUUGUUUCUCGAGAAAAUAUAUUUAUAUUUUUUGAAAUUUUAAGUGAUGGACUCAGCAGGAAAAGUAAAGAAAGGAGCUGGAGGAAGGAAAGGAGGUGGUCCAAAGAAGAAGCCGGUGUCCCGGUCAGUAAAAGCCGGUCUACAGUUUCCGGUCGGCAGGAUCGGUCGCUACCUGAAGAAGGGACGCUAUUCUCAGCGCGUGGGAACCGGCGCUCCGGUCUACCUUGCCGCUGUACUCGAGUACCUCGCUGCUGAGGUUCUUGAGUUGGCUGGUAAUGCUGCAAGAGAUAACAAAAAGAACAGGAUCAUACCAAGGCAUGUUCUUUUGGCCGUAAGGAACGAUGAGGAGCUCGGGAAGCUUCUUGCCGGUGUGACUAUUGCUCAUGGUGGUGUUUUGCCGAACAUCAACCCGGUUCUUCUGCCCAAGAAAUCUGAGAAAGUAACAACCAAGGAGACAAAAUCGCCAUCCAGGGCUACCAAGUCCCCGAAGAAGGCUUAGGUUUUAAGUCUUUCUUAUUGUCUUUCUAUGUGUAUUGUAACUUCCUUACAUGUGUUUGACUUGUAGGAAACGUUCAUGUUGGUAGCGAUUAGGACCAUUGUACUGUUUUAUUUGCUGUAUGUGUAGAACUUUGUUUGGAAUGAAUGAAACACAAUGGUUCCAAAAUUUCAUUUAUUGAUGCAUUUGUAAGUGUUGUGUUA
Pistacia vera is the source of this 760-nucleotide messenger RNA. RefSeq names its product histone H2A-like. The transcript has 2 exons. Lineage: Eukaryota; Viridiplantae; Streptophyta; Magnoliopsida; Sapindales; Anacardiaceae. Gene Ontology annotation, cellular component: nucleosome. The coding region runs from base 108 to 560 and encodes 150 amino acids. The record is from RefSeq and is a predicted model, not a curated record. Gene Ontology annotation, molecular function: DNA binding; structural constituent of chromatin; protein heterodimerization activity.